Boeremia exigua is the source of this 1398-nucleotide messenger RNA. RefSeq lists its product as uncharacterized. NCBI's taxonomy places the organism in Eukaryota, Fungi, Ascomycota, Dothideomycetes, Pleosporales, Didymellaceae. Bases 283 to 1167 code for a protein of 294 amino acids. The record is from RefSeq and is a predicted model, not a curated record. The transcript has a single exon.
CUUGAUACUGGCAAGCGGAGCAUUCUACGAUUGGGGACGAGAAUGCCUGUUCUGCGCCUUUAUGCUGUGCGCUCCGACCGGCAGUGGAUGUAUAUCGUGAGUUGUCGAGUAUAAUAGAGCUUAUCCUCCUCACAUAGCAGCAACUCAAGCUUCAAGACUCUCUUCCAUUCUUCCUCUACUCAAUUGAAGCGGCUGGCUCGUUUCUCUACUAUCUUCAACCCGUAACUUUUUAUUCUUACACUACUGCAUUCAUCUCCCAUUCAAAACUCUCCAUCACCCAAUAUGCGCUUCUCUACUUUCCUCAUCAGCACCAUUGCGCCCACUCUCAUCGCCGCCCAUGGCAAGAUUGCCGCAGUUCAAGGCGACGCAGGGGGCAACGGCACAGCAAUCGGCAUCCAAGGCGGCAUCAUCCCAGGCGCAGGCAAGAACAAAGUGACGGAGCCCGACACCACCGUCUUCAAGCGCACCGACAUUGCCACAGACGGGCUCGGCAAGACCAAAGGCCAGGGCCCAAACACGGCCGCCAUGCUCGCCGACACCAUGGCGCAGAGCGGCUCCACGCUCCCCCAGGUCACCGACGGCGGCAUGAUCACCGGCACGUUCCACAUCGUGACCACCGACGGCGCCGGCCCCGUGUCCGCCAUGAUCGACCCCACCGGCACCGGCGCCUUCUCCACCGGCGUCCAGGCCACAGUCAUGCAGGACGUGCCCGGCAACAAGGGCAACAUCAAAGCCAACGGCCAGGUCCCCCGCAGCCUGGCCUACUGGGCCCUGCGCGCCCGAGCCCUGGUCAAGCGCGCGUCGAACGUCAACCAGGACUUCCCCAUCGCUGUGCAGGUGCCCGCUGGGACAACGUGCUCUGGGACCGCGGCAGGGCAGCAGAACGUCUGCUUCAUGAAGAUCGCGAACAGCAACAAAGCCGGGCCGUUCGGUGGCGUAAUCGCAUUCCAGAUGAUCGGAUCUGCUGCUGGGAACAGCACGGCCGCUGCAGGUCCAGCAGGCUCGACAACCGGAUCGACGUCUGGUGCAGGCUCGACAGCGUCUUCGCCCGGCACCGCCCCAGCGAACACAAAGACGGGCUCCAGCGCCGCGUCCCCGCCUGCAUCCAACACCGGCACCAACAAGCGCACACCCGGCUCCGCAGUCGCGAGGCACUUCGCCGCAUAAACAGUCCUCUCAGCCCCGCCUCGCAGCCCUCUCCCUUGUCAUUUGCGCUGGAGGGGUUAGUGUGAGAGGGAGAGGCGUGGAGGGUAGGACGAAUUUUGCUCGUCGAGGUUGGCGUACCCGGACGUCAUGGUCGUGUUGGAGUCCGUGUUUCUUGUUUCUCGACGGCGGUUGCGUGAGGGUGUUAAUUCUCUCACCGAGCUCGCAGUGACGGAAGUAGAGGAGCGCGGGGUC